This is a messenger RNA of Eruca vesicaria subsp. sativa (arugula), 1079 nucleotides long. The record is from the annotation of a GenBank genome assembly. NCBI's taxonomy places the organism in Eukaryota, Viridiplantae, Streptophyta, Magnoliopsida, Brassicales, Brassicaceae.
GAAAAUAUCAUUUGUGGUUCUCUCUCUCAUCAUAAAUCUAGGGUUUCUUAAAAAGUUCUCAGCAAUUUGUAUCAGACCAUCUUCCCAAAAUCUCUUAUCCUUUUUUUCUAUCUAUCUCCAGAAACAUUUAUAGAUAGAUAUAUACACGAAUAGAGAGCCACACAUCAAUCUAAGACCAUACACAUACAAAGAGGAUUUGGAAGUAAAGAAUGGUGAGGGGAAAGACUGAGAUCAAGAGGAUAGAGAACGCAACGAGCAGGCAAGUGACCUUCUCAAAGAGAAGAAAUGGGCUUUUGAAGAAAGCUUUCGAGUUAUCUGUCCUUUGUGAUGCUGAAGUUGGUUUGAUCAUCUUCUCUCCAAGAUCCAAACUCUAUGAGUUCUCUAGCUCUUGCAUAGCAAAAACAAUAGAGCGAUAUCAGAGACGAGUCAAAGAAACUGGGAUUAACCAUAAGAGAGAUGAUUAUUCUCAGCAAGCAAGAGACGAAACAAAUGGUUUGACCAAAAAGAUCGAGCAGCUAGAGAUAUUUAAACGAAAAUUGCUUGGGAAAGGUAUUGAUGCAUGUUCUAUUGAUGAGCUGCAACAGUUAGAGAAUCAGUUAGAGCGAGGCUUGACCAAGAUACGAGCCAAGAAGUACCAAUUACUCCGUGAAGAAAUUCAGAGGUUAAAGGAAGAGGAGAGGAGUCUCAUUAAGGAAAAUAAAGAACUGAAGGAGAAGUGGUGUGGAAUGGGAGCAAUAGUAGUAGCAUCACCAGCGUCAACCUUAUCAUCGGCUGAAGUGAACACGGAUAGCAAUGACAAUAUGGAAGUGGAGACUGGUUUAUUCAUUGGACCUCCUGAGCCAAGACAAUCCAAGAAACUCCCUCCUUAAAGUUUAGCCAAGUUGAAAAAAAAAAGAAGAAGAAAUUAAGCAUCACAAACUUCAAAAAUAAUGAUAUUUAUGUCUUAUAUAUUGUCUUCCAAAAAGUUGAGGUGUCAAUAAGCUCUCAAACAUAGUGCAGUAACUUGUUCUUAUUUAAUGAGGUGAGCCUCAAAAGUUUCUAUAAAAAUAUUGCUAAAUCACUUGUGUAUUAGAAAUUCA